AUGGCGGCGCUGGCGGCGCCGAAGCCAAAGGUCGUGAUCGCUGGUGGCGGCGUCAUCGGCUGCAGCACGGCCUACUUCCUGGCCAAGGAGCACGGCAUCGGCUGCACCAUCGUCGACCGCAAGGGCGUCGCCGCGGCCGCGUCGGGCCGCGCGGGCGGCUUCCUCGCGAGGGACUGGAACGACGGCUCCGCGACGGAGCGGCUCACGCGGCGGUCCUUCGACCUGCACGCGCGCCUCGGCGACGAGCUCGCUCCUUGGGGCCCGACGGACUACCGGCGCCUCACGUGCGCGGCCGUCGCGGCGCGCGAAGGCGACGCGCUUCGCCCGCCGUCGAACGCCAAGCUCGAGCACGUGGAGUGGGCCGACGGCGGCGUGCUCGGCGCGCGGCCCAUGGGCGACGAGUCGACGAUCGCGCAGGUGCACCCGCGCAAGCUCUGCGAGGCGCUCGUCGCGGGCGCCCGGGAGCUCGCGGGCGCGGCGGUCGUCGACGGCGUCGCCGCGGGCCUCGCGCUCGACGCGGGCGGGUCCGUCGUCGGCCUCCAGCUGCAGGACGGGUCGACGCUCGAGGCCGACGCCGUCGUGCUCUGCCUGGGGCCCUGGAGCCACGCGCUGGGGCGCCCGGCGACGGAGCCGCUCGGCCUCCGCGGCGCCGAGGACGAGACGGGCUGGGGCCUCGCGGGGCUGCCGCCCGUCGUCGGGACCAAGUACCACGCGGUGCUCCUCCAGAGCCCGCGCGUGCUCAAUCAGGCCGUCUUUUUUCAGGGGCUCGGCGACCCGGAGGUCUACCCGCGGGGCGACGGCGAGACCUACGUCACGGGAUUUCCCGACCCGCCCGCGGUCGUCCGAGACCUCCCGGGCGAGACGGAGGUGCGCGCCGACGUCACGGACCGGCUCGUCGCCGCCAUGAACGUCGUGUCGUCGGACCUCCGAAACGCGCGCGUGAACCACAAGCAGGCCUGCCACCUCCCCACGGCGCCCGACGGCGUCCCGGUCGUCGGCGCGGUGCCGGGACGAAGGGGCGCGUUCGUCGGCACGGGCCACGGCUGCUGGGGCAUUCUCUUGGGUCCCGCGACGGGCGAAGCGCUCGCGAACCUCGUCGCGACCGGCGACGCGAAGACGCUCGAUUUGCGCAACUUCGACCCGGCGCGGUUCUGCUAA
Molecule: messenger RNA, 1158 nt
Organism: Aureococcus anophagefferens
Lineage: Eukaryota; Pelagophyceae; Pelagomonadales; Pelagomonadaceae
Gene: GPD
Exons: 1
Coding region: 1-1158 (385 amino acids)
Cellular component (GO): cytoplasm
Molecular function (GO): oxidoreductase activity
Source: RefSeq, a predicted model, not a curated record